GCUGGAUUAAGUGCCAUUAUCUGCUGGGGUUUUCUUGGCCAGUCUGUGAAGACCGCUGAAGGCACUGCUUCCUCCUCUCUUUCUGUGCACGUGGUUGGGUGAGUGCAAGGAGGUGGAAUCUGUUGAGAUCUGCCCAGGUGGGUGUGUCCCCACCCGCCCCAGGAGCAGGUCCUUCCAGCCCAGCCCAGCCCAGUGCAGAGCAGGCAGCAGGAGCCAGCUUGGGGCAGCGGCAGAGCUCAACAGGGAGCACAGCUCUCCCCAUCCUGCUGCCCCAGUGUACACCCCAACAAUGAAGCCUGUGUGCCCAGGCCCACGGGGAAGGAGACAGUAGAGUGAGAACAAGCCAGUGGCACACACUCAGUGAUGCUGGAGUUCAGGGCAAGGUCAACGAGGCCAAAGGCUACAGGACACUCCCUGAGGCAGGAUCCAGCCAGGCCACGAAGCAAGGUCUCCAGAUGAUAAAGCUGUGACCCAAGGCAUCUGCCCCCUGGCAGCCAUCUGCCCUGCAGCAGCCAUAGAACACAUUCUCAUGCCCUGCCUCUGCUUGCUUUGGGACUGUCUCUAUGUAACCUUCAGGCCCUGUGUGUCCCAUGAUGCCCUGAGCCUAGCUCCUCGGCAUUCUUGGCACGAUGUUGGCCAACUCCUCGGCAAACACUUCUACCAACAGCUUUGAUCCCCCAUGCCCUGACUACCGGACCACCCACCGCCUGCACAUGGUGGUCUACAGCCUGGUGCUGGUCGCAGGGCUCCCGCUCAACGCGUUGGCCCUCUGGGUCUUCCUGCGCGUGCUGCGCGUGCACUCCGUGGUGAGCGUGUACAUGUGCAACUUGGCAGCCAGUGACCUGCUCUUCACUCUAUCGUUGCCAGUGCGCCUCUUUUACUACUCGCUGCACUACUGGCCUUUCCCGGACCUCCUGUGCCAGACGGCGGGAGCCAUCUUCCAGAUGAACAUGUACGGCAGCUGCAUCUUCCUGACCUUAAUCAACGUGGACCGCUACGCCGCCGUCGUGCACCCGCUGCAGCUGCGCCACCUGCGGCGGCCCCGCGUGGCGCGGCUGCUCUGCCUGGGCGUGUGGGCGCUCAUUCUGGUGUUCGCAGUGCCCACUGUGCUCGUGCACAAGCCCUCAACCUGCAGCAACCGCGGCGCCCCGGUGCGCCUGUGCUUCGAGCGUUUCAGCGACCAGCUGUGGAAGGGCAGGCUGCUACCGCUCGUGCUGCUGGCGGAGGCGCUGGGCUUCCUGCUGCCUUUGGUGGCCGUGGUCUACUCGUCUGGCCGGGUCUUCUGGACCUUGGCGCGGCCCGACGCCACGCAGAGCCGGCGGCGGCGGAAAACGGUGCGCCUCCUGCUGGUCAACCUGGUCAUCUUCCUGCUGUGCUUCGUACCCUACAACGCCACGCUGGCAGUCUAUGGGUUGCUUCGGGGCAACCUGGUGAUGGCGAGCCAAGCUGCUCGCGAUCAAGUGCGAGGAGUGCUGAUGGUGAUGGUGCUGCUGGCCGGCGCCAACUGCGUGUUGGACCCACUGGUGUACUACUUCAGCGCCGAGGGUUUCCGCAACACCCUGCGCGGCCUGGGCUCUCAUCUCAGGCCUAGGACCUCGGCCACCAACGGGGAUGGUGGGACGCUUGCCCAACUGCCCUCUGAGACCACCUACACCACCAGGCCUGCUGCUGCUAGCCAAGGAUUGCUCAGGCAUUCCGAUUCCGGGACGCCGACGCCCUUCACCCAGUGCCCAGAGGAUUCUGUCCUCUGAUCGCACAUUGGGCCCUAGCGCGGUUACACCCACCUCCAUUCCUUCACACAUCUCACACUGGAAGACUUGUGGCGUGUGUACAUAGGGAGGUGGAUCAGACAUUUGGAUUUCUGGGUGGCAACUCUAGCUCAUAAAUACUGAAGGAGCAAAGUGUGGGAAGGAAGAGGGCUGGUGGAAAUGGCUUCUUUAAAUUGGUGGUGAUGGAAAGACCCCUUGCCCACUCUGUGGAAAGUGAUGAUACUGUGAGCCUGCCAAUGCAGAGGCAGAGGGGUAGAUGAAAUGCCCUUGUGGAUGGACUUGAAACACUGCUGCGAGCUGGUAGAUGGAGCAGAAAAUGGAUGUCCUGGAUGUCGACUGACCACAGCAGUCUUAGGGCCAUAGGUGCCACCCACAUUUCAUUUUCACCUGGGCUUCCCCUCCCGACAUUGAGGCAUAAUACAAGAGUUUACUGGCUGCCCUGGCCAAUUUGGCUCAGCUAUUAGAGCGUCAGCCUGUGGUCCAGAGAGACCCGGGUUUGU
This is a messenger RNA of Molossus molossus (Pallas's mastiff bat), 2269 nucleotides long. RefSeq names its product lysophosphatidic acid receptor 5 (gene LPAR5). Gene Ontology annotation, cellular component: membrane. Gene Ontology annotation, biological process: G protein-coupled receptor signaling pathway; behavioral response to pain. The record is from RefSeq and is a predicted model, not a curated record. Lineage: Eukaryota; Metazoa; Chordata; Mammalia; Chiroptera; Molossidae. Gene Ontology annotation, molecular function: G protein-coupled receptor activity. Bases 630 to 1751 code for a protein of 373 amino acids. The transcript has 3 exons.